Molecule: messenger RNA, 1356 nt
Organism: Exserohilum turcica Et28A
Lineage: Eukaryota; Fungi; Ascomycota; Dothideomycetes; Pleosporales; Pleosporaceae
Exons: 1
Coding region: 34-1287 (417 amino acids)
Cellular component (GO): COP9 signalosome; cytosol
Source: RefSeq, a predicted model, not a curated record
CGGUUUCACUCGAAUACGCUUGCCCCCAGAGCCAUGGCUUCCGAAGCCGUCACCACCGCUUUACAGCAAAUCGAGACGGCACCCGUUAGCGAUAAGCCCGCACAGUACACCACCCUCCUCCAGCAGAUUAUUGAAUCAUCGGCCAAUGUGUCUGCCGAUCUGAAAGCAUACGCACAAACUCUCCUGGACGAUUCGCUAGGCAUAGUAGUGCUGCGGCCACUGCUUGCUGCCUUUGUAGACGCCUUCCGGACACUCAAGGACGCAGACGCAAAGAUAGAGAUUGGUGAGAAGGUCAUUACACUACUUCAGUCCAAGGGUGCAGGGCAAUAUGAAGAGCAGGACACUCAGAUCAAGCAAGCACUGGCAGAUGCUUUCGAAGAGAACGAGGACUACAGGCGGUCUGCGCAGACACUCGCUACCAUCAACCUAGAGUCUACCCAGAAAUCCGUCACUCCAGAUGAAAAGGCCAAAGUAUGGAUUCGGAUAGUGCGGUGCUAUCUAGAGGAGGACGACCCAACCAGCGCAUACACACAUCUAAACAAGAUCAAGAACAUCAUAUUCAGUGUUCAAGACAAGGCGACCAAGGUCAUGUUCCACCUCAGCCAGGCGCGCAUCCUGGACUCUCAACGCUCUUUCCUCGAUGCUGCACAGGCAUACUAUGGAAUAAGCAACGAGCCAAUGGUGGAUCCGGAGGAGCGAGAUGGGUUCCUUGGACGAGCCAUCAUCUGCACAGUCCUCGCACCAGCCGGUCCACAGCGAGGGAAGAUGCUGGCCAAGCUGUACAAGGACGACCGAGCCAGUUCCGCUGACGACUACGCAAUCUUGGAGAAGAUCUUCUUGAAUCGUCUGCUUACACCUGCUGAGAUCAAGGCCUUUUCUGCUAAGCUCGACCCUCAUCAUCUUGCCCGAGGCUCAGACGGUUUGACAGUGCUGGAAAAGGCUAUUCUCGAACACAACCUGGUCGGUGCUUCCAAGCUAUACAACAAUAUCGGAUUUGACCAGCUUGGCGAGCUGCUAGGCAUCGACGCAGAGAAGGCAGAGGAUUAUGCAGCAAAGAUGCUGGAACAAGGUCGCCUUGCUGGAUACAUUGAUCAGAUCGACCGUUAUGUCUUCUUCGAGGGAGAGGCUAGUGGAGAGCGCAAGACGGGGCAUGCGGAGCGAGUGGUGGGCAAGGAACUACGUAAAUGGGACGCCAACGUCACAGGGCUCGCAGAAGAGGUGGAAAAGGUCACAUCGAUGAUCCAGAAUCAGCAUCCAGACUUCCAUGCAGCCCAGGUAGUGCAUUAGGAGUAACAGCCAGCAGUGUGAGGAAUAGUUGUAGCAUAAUCGGCGUACGGGAUUAGAUAUACCCAAUGC